GGGGAUUAAGUAAACUGCCUAUGCUUAUCACAGUCACCCCUGCCCAUGAACAACUUUGUGUCCAUGUUUAGUUAUUUGCUUGGAGCUUUGCCUUUCCGUGCCUGAGUCAAGGCUCUGCAGUAAGAGGCGGUGUUCUUUGUUGAGCGAAGGCAUGAACGGUUCGUUGUGUGGAAGCAAAGGUGCUCUUUGUAAUUGCUGUUUGAGGAGCUGUGUUUCUAAGUGGCGUGGGUACAUGUUAAUUCGCCCCUCCUGGAUUGUGGCUUUUGUUAAGGCUGGCAAUAAGAAAAAGAAAAUCAGCAAGGCUGAACGACUGAGGCAGCUGCAGGAGGAGGAGGAGAGACGCUUGAAAGAGGAGGAGGAAGCCCGUCUGAGACGUGAGAGAGAAGAACAGGAAAGACUUGAAAUACAGCGAAUUGAGAAGGAGAAAUGGCGUCGACUUGAGGAAAAAGAUCUACAAAGGAGAACGGAAGAACUGGAAGAACUCUCUUUAUUAGAGGAGUGCUUUCCUGAAGCAGAGAGAUUGAAACGGGAGAUGAGACUGCUCUCUCGGUGGAAGCACUACAUUCAGUGCGAUGGCAGUCCUGACCCUUCAGUAUCCCAGGAACUCAACACCUUCAUCAGCUUGUGGAAAGAGGAGACCAACGAGAACUUCGAGCAAGUGAUCGAGAAGAGCAAACUAGUACUGAGUUUAAUUGAGAAGUUGAAGUUGAUUUUAUCGGAGACUCCCCUGUACGAGUUGGAGGAGAAAAGUGUGAAGCAGUACCAGGGGUCCAUUCUGCAGCUGCAGGAACUCCUGCAGCUCAAGUUCAACGUGGCCACGGAAAUACUGCUCCGCAAUGCUAGCACUUUAGCAGAUCUGGACAGUGGAAACAUGGAGAGGAUCAUCCGCGGUGAAAACAUCACGCUGUACAUAUGGGCAAACCUCAAGAAGAACCCAAGGUACCACCUGGGGACGGUUUCCUGUAGACAGACGUUCGCAUCACGCGUUUCCAGGUACAGAACUGUCAGAUUCUCUGAAACCAAGGUUGGUUUUGAAAUUCCAAGGAUAUUGGCAGCAAGUGGCAUUGCUCUGCGCCUCCUCCACACGCACUAUGAUCACGUGACUCCACUGCGUCCGCUGCCCACGCCACCUGCAGCCGGAGACGGUGACCAAGAACCCAACGCCGCGCCUGCGGCUGAGCCUGUCAGAGAGGAACUGAAGAAUGUGGAAGAAAGCAGCAGCCAAGAGGACCAACAAGAGGCUAAAGAGCCGGAAAGUGAAAGUAAUUUAGUUAACGAAGAAGAAAUAAGAGUUGAGGAACAAGGAGAACCCGUUCCUGAAGUGCACGUGGUUUCCGUCAAGGAGGAACCUGAGGCUCCAAAACGGGAACCGAAGAUAGAGCUACUAAGUAGGAAGAUUUCAGCAGUGCAGUUGAUGCUGAUCAAGAAUGCGCCGGACAAGCCUGAGCUCUUCGAAGACAAGGAGGUGGACCUGCUGCAGUUCACAACCCUGGGCGGCGUGUACAACUUGGAGAUCUUGCAGCUUCCUCCGCAGUGCAGACCAGUGAAGGGCUGGAUGAUCGUGGAGCUACUCAAAGAAGGACUGCAGAGAUUCACCUAUCCUCCAGAGACCGAGGAUGACAAUGAGACGGAAGUCUCUUUUCCACCCAUAGAGGUCACAAUUGAAGUUCACAAAAACGUGGUUUUUUUUGAGGAUCCUGAGGUUGCAAGGUGGGAUGCUGAAGGUAAAUACUGGACAACAGAUGGCAUCAGCAAUAUCUCGUACAAACGGAAAGAAAGACUUGUGACAUUCAGCCUGGACACUUUUGGCCCCGUUACCUUGAUCCAAGACACUCACAUUAACAUGCCGUACCAGUCCUGGGAGCUGAGACCACUUGAAUCAAACACGGUACUUCUCACCGUGACUACUGUGUUCACGGAGGUUCAAAUAAAAAUCAAGGAAAACCUCUGCAUGUUAGCAUCCAUCAAACUGAAAGACAGGAAGCACCUCUCGGUUUUGGAAGGGAAAUGGAUGACUCCUAUUCCUUUCAUUAACGCUUUGAAAGAAGCUGGAGUGAAUAUCUUCCCUUCUGAAUACUCUCAUUUUUAUGUUGUCAUGAACAAUAAGGUUCCUGUAGUAGAAAUGAAAGCUUACCGACAGAUAGCCCUGCUGAGUCCCGCCUUUGCCUUUGGUUGGAGCAGGUGGAAUAUGCUGUGCAAUUCUACAAAGGUUGUGUUUAAGGUGAAAGAAUAUCUUAGAGAGGCAGCUGCUGAAAGUCCCAAGUGGGACCUUCUGCUCUUCAGCGGGGAGAGAGCCCAGAGACUCAAGGUGGACGAAGACAGCGAGUCCUUCUCCGAAGCCCUCAAAGACAACACCGAGUUCCACUCCACUGUGUUUCACAUGGUUAAGGAUUUUGCUUCCAAAGAAGCGAUGGAGGUGGUUAGGGAUCCCCCGUGCCUCUUGGUUGACGCCGUGUGUCACAUGCUGUUCUCGACUAGAGUGCUUAGCUACUCUUAAUCGCCACAUGCAACCUUGAUUCAAGAACCAAAUGUGGGGCGAACAAAUCAGGUAUGUCUUCAAUAAAGCAAAUGAAUAGCAUGUUUCCUACUGAAAGUGGGGCUUAUAGAGAAUUGCAACAAGGUCACUGCAUCUCAAUGCUUCUUUAUUUCAAUAAAAUCUAGCAGAAUAAUAUACUA
Molecule: messenger RNA, 2676 nt
Organism: Ochotona curzoniae (black-lipped pika)
Lineage: Eukaryota; Metazoa; Chordata; Mammalia; Lagomorpha; Ochotonidae
Gene: DNAI7
Product: dynein axonemal intermediate chain 7
Exons: 14
Coding region: 152-2497 (781 amino acids)
Cellular component (GO): axoneme
Molecular function (GO): microtubule binding; beta-tubulin binding
Source: RefSeq, a predicted model, not a curated record